Molecule: messenger RNA, 3268 nt
Organism: Ricinus communis (castor bean)
Lineage: Eukaryota; Viridiplantae; Streptophyta; Magnoliopsida; Malpighiales; Euphorbiaceae
Product: probable LRR receptor-like serine/threonine-protein kinase At3g47570
Exons: 2
Coding region: 78-3164 (1028 amino acids)
Biological process (GO): protein phosphorylation
Molecular function (GO): protein kinase activity; protein binding; ATP binding
Source: RefSeq, a predicted model, not a curated record
UUUAUAUUUUUGUUUGCAGGCAGAGAGCUAAAAACAUCCUCAAAUACUUGGUUAAUAGCUGAAAGUUGAAGCCUAAAAUGAAGCUGUCAGGAAUUAGUAUAUUCAUAUUAUUGUGGGUACUUUUCUUGAAAAUGAUUCAACUCUCCUGUUCCUCCUUAUCAGGUAGAGGAAAUGAAACUGAUAGACUCUCCCUGCUGGCCUUUAAGGCUCACAUCACAGAUGAUCCCCUCCAUAUUCUAAGCUCAUGGAAUGAAUCCUUGCACUUCUGCAAAUGGUCUGGCAUAACAUGUGGAAGCCGCCAUCAAAGAGUCAUUGAGAUUGACCUGGAAUCUAGCAGACUAAGUGGCAGCCUAACUGCCUUCAUUGGAAACUUGAGUUUCCUCAGGGUACUGAACCUGCAAAACAAUAGCUUAUCCCACUACAUUCCUCAAGAAAUAGGCCGUUUGUUCAGGCUGCGAACGUUAAUCCUGCGAAGGAACAGUUUCUCUGGUGAAAUUCCUGUCAACAUUUCGUAUUGUUCUAACCUCUUGACUCUUCGUUUAGGUCGCAACAACUUGACAGGCAAACUUCCUGCUGAACUUAAAUCUUUGUCGAAGCUGCAAAUGUUUGAAUUUGAAAUAAACUAUCUAACUGGUGAGAUCUCCCCUUCUUUUAGUAAUCUUUCGUCUCUUGAAAUUAUAUAUGGAACACGAAAUAAUUUUCACGGAGAGAUUCCAAACAGUAUCGGACAAUUGAAAAGUCUACAAACUUUUUCCCUUGGAGGAAGUAACUUCAGUGGGGUGAUUCCUCCCUCCAUUUUCAAUCUUUCGAGUCUUACAAUUCUAUCUGUGCCGAUUAACCAACUUCAUGGAAAUCUUCCUCCGGACUUAGGACAAAGUCUUCCGAAGCUCGAAGUUCUUAGACUCUAUGCAAACAAAUUCAGCGGAUCAAUUCCACCAACAAUUUCCAAUGCCUCAAAUCUUGUUGCUCUUGAUGUAUCACAAAACAAUUUCACUGGCAAAGUUCCUAGUCUAGCGCGCUUGCAUAAUCUGUCGUAUAUAGGCAUUCAUAAGAACAAUCUUGGAAAUGGAGAAGAUGAUGACCUGAGUUUUCUCUACACCUUAGCCAAUAAUACAAACUUGGAAAUUUUAGCUAUUACUGAAAACAAUUUGGGAGGAGUACUGCCUGAAAUGUUAAGCAACUUUUCGACAAAGCUUGUGCACAUGGCAUUUGGAAGAAACAAGAUUCGUGGACGUAUUCCAUCUGAGAUUGAUAAUCUUAUCCGUUUAGAGGCUUUAGGAUUUGAGAGAAAUGAAUUGACUGGCAGCAUACCAAGUUCUUUAGGUAAACUGAAAAAUUUGAUCAAGUUGUAUCUGAAUGAUAACAACAUUUCAGGAAGUAUCCCAUCUUCUCUUGGAAAUAUUACUUCACUGAGCACAAUUUCUUUAAAAGUAAAUAACUUAGAAGGAAGCAUUCCGUCAAGCCUUGGAAACUGCCAGCAGAUGUUGUUGAUGGAUCUUUCUCGGAACAAUUUGAGUGGUACAAUACCGAAAGAAUUGAUUAGUAUUCCAUCUUUAUCAAUAUCUUUGGAUCUAUCUGAAAAUCAGUUUACAGGAUCCCUUCCUAUGGAAGUGGGUGGUUUAGUGAAUCUUGGAUAUCUUGAUGUUUCAAAAAACAAGUUAUCAGGUGAAAUUCCUAAAAGUUUGGGAAGUUGCACGAGGUUGGAAACUUUGUACUUGCAAGGGAAUGCUUUUCAAGGGACAAUUCCUGUGUCUUUGAGUUCUUUGAGAGGGAUCAACGAUUUAAAUCUCUCUCACAACAACUUGACUGGCCAAAUUCCGAAUUUUUUUGCAGAAUUCAAGUCUUUAGAAAAAUUGGAUCUAUCAUAUAAUGACUUUGAAGGAGAAGUGCCAGCCGAGGGAGUCUUCAAGAACGCAAGUGCAUUUUCAAUUUCAGGAAACAAGAAUCUUUGUGGAGGCAUACCUGAAAUCAACCUGCCAAGGUGCACCUUGAACAAGUCGAUGAAACCGAAGACUUCUCACAAGCUGAGGUUGAUAAUUGUAGUUGCCUGCUGUGGGGUCGUUGGAGUAUUAUUGCUAACGUCGGCUUUACUAUUUUGUUGUUUGAAAAUGAGGAAAAACAAAGAAGCUUCAGGAUCUUCAUUGGAUAUAUUUUUUCAAAAGGUAUCCUAUCAAAAUCUCCUUAAAGCAACUGAUGGGUUUUCUUCUGCAAAUUUAAUUGGUGCAGGUAGUUUUGGCUCUGUCUACAAAGGCAUUCUUGCACCAGAUGAAACAAUCAUCGCAGUAAAAGUACUCAACCUCCAGCACAAAGGAGCUUCAAGAAGUUUCAUGACAGAAUGCCAAGCACUGGCAAACGUCAGGCAUCGAAAUCUUGUGAAAGUAUUAACCGCAUGUUCAAGUAGUGAUUUCGAAGAAAAUGAUUUUAAAGCCCUUGUGUAUGAGUACAUGGUAAAUGGCAGCCUGGAAGAAUGGUUGCAUCCAACUCAGAAUCCCGACCAGGAUCAGCCGCCAAGAAUUCUGAGUCUGAUUGAAAGAUUGAGUAUUUCGAUUGAUGUGGCUAGUGCACUUGACUAUUUGCACAACCAAUGCCAAGUUCCUGUCGUUCACUGCGAUCUGAAGCCAAGCAAUAUCCUUUUAGAUAGUGACAUGACAGCUCAUGUCGGAGAUUUUGGAUUAGCCAGGUUCCUCAUAGCAGCUCCCCAUCAUUCAAGUCCAUCCAGCUCCAUUGGCAUUAGAGGGACAGUUGGCUAUGCAGCCCCAGAAUAUGGUAUGGGAAGUGACGUGUCAACUUAUGGGGAUGUCUACACCUAUGGAAUACUAUUGCUGGAGUUAUUUACAGGCAAGAAACCAACAGAUGCAAUGUUCAAAGAUGGCCUGAACCUACACAUCUUAGCUAAAAUGGCAAUGCCUGAUAGAUUGGCAUUAGCAGCAGAUCCAUUUCUUCUUAUUACAGAAGAUGAAGGAACAAGCGCCAGUGCUACUAGUGCCUCUCACAGGAUUACUUGUAUCGCAAGGGACAAAGUUCUGGGAUGUCUGAACUCUAUUCUCAAGAUUGGAGUUGAUUGCUCGGCAGAGUCACCAAGAGAUCGCAUGGACAUUAGUGAUGUUGCUAAUGAGUUGGUCCGGAUUAGGAACAUUCUUCUUGAAACUGGAAAGCAUAGGUAGCUUGAAAUAUGUAUGUAUGCUGUUCACAUCUGGUACUGUAUUCAGUAAUGCAUUUUUCCAAGCAACAUUAAAUUCUGAAAUGCAAUGCAGCUCAUUUUGUUAAA